Molecule: messenger RNA, 1528 nt
Organism: Dreissena polymorpha
Lineage: Eukaryota; Metazoa; Mollusca; Bivalvia; Myida; Dreissenidae
Exons: 5
Coding region: 258-1121 (287 amino acids)
Source: RefSeq, a predicted model, not a curated record
GAUUUAAUAGUGUUCUGUAAUAAAGUUCCGUACUAGUUUAACUUGUUCAAUCUAAUUGAAGGAUCGCUUGUGAAAAAAGUAUAUACAAAAAUAUGUCACAUAUUUUGCAUUACAAAAUACAAUAAUACUCUCAAUUUUUUUUGACGUGUGUGGGUUUUCUAUCUUAAAAAUAUGACGCAAUUAAUGGUAAACCAGUUGUGGGGUAUAAAAGUGAUCUUGGAGACAUUGCAGUUUCUUAAUUUGUAUUGAACUACACGAUGCUGUUGACAAUUAUACUCGUCGUCGGUUUUGCUGACUGCCAAGCUGCGUUUUUGACGUGUUUUCAUCCGCGGACAAGAAGUUUGGUCUCGUACGACAACGAGAUAUACAUGUGCGCAGAAGGUAUAGUUGUACCAAAAACGACAACGAUACCAACGACAACCCUUCUUUCGUCGCAUACGGCCGCACCUCAACCAAGCAACGCCAUUCUUCCGCCUUUUUUAAAGCGCAUGUGCGAACUUGAUAAAGAUCUGCCAGAAGGUUACAAGUGUUGCGGUUACAUUCCUUUCCAACCGGAUUUUCAAACGUGUUGUGGAAUUACGAUGACGAAAACUGUCGUGCAUUCUGGAAAACCUGACAAGGAUUACACAUGUUGCAGAGAGAAUAUUUCAAGGGCCUUCACAAGAAAUGAUCUACCGUGUUUGUAUCACCCAGCGACCAACGAUAAGUUUUGGAACGCACCUAGAGUAACCAAAUUGUGGAAAUCAAAAAGACUUAUGCAAGAGGCCUGUCGAACGAACACUGCAUAUUUUGGCAAAGUGGAAUUCUUCAACAAAACUUCAAUUAUGAAUUCAGACCUGAACAUUCGUUUAAACGAGCUUGACUUUAAAUCUCCAACUUCACAAAUUCAACAAACGGUAGUGAGCCUGUAUAUCGAAAAGGAUCGCCACAGUCCAAAACCAUCAAAACUUGAUGGGAAAUACUUUUUGAUUGUAACAGAAAGAAAGCAGCCCACAGAAACCCCACCCUACAUUAACGUGAAGAAUGACGCUGUUUAUAAGCUUGCAAAAUCGCGUAAACGUGCAUGGAAGAAAAUACGUCAACUAGUUAAGCAAUGCAAUCGGCUAAGAGGUGCAAAAUAGUUCACACACGCCCAAUCCUAGCUAACGAUGAUUUAAACCGGGGUCCGGAAGCAUAAUAAUAUGGUUGAUGGUACACGAAAUGCUAUUGUGGGUUUCCGGAUGUAUUAUAAAUAAGAUCAGGGUACUCCGACUAUCAUGCGAGAUAAGGAUGAACGAUUUAGAGGUUCGCCUAUAAACACGGGAAGUAAAAGAUACUCAAUCGCUGGGUAGCCGUACGAUGACGCGACAAAAACUCAACAAAGAAUUGAUACUUGUAUUGACAAUAGACCUGUUGUGUUGUAUUGACAAUGGACCUGCUGCGUUGUAUUGACAAUAGAUCUGCUCGUUAUCACGAUGUUAUACUAAAGCUAUAUAUUUCUAAUCCGCUUACAUGUGAUUUAUUUUUUUAUAAUAAUUGUUGAAAGAUU